This is a messenger RNA of Ornithodoros turicata, 964 nucleotides long. It is a transcript of the gene Mic26-27, whose product is annotated as MICOS complex subunit MIC27-like. Gene Ontology annotation, biological process: cristae formation. The record is from RefSeq and is a predicted model, not a curated record. Lineage: Eukaryota; Metazoa; Arthropoda; Arachnida; Ixodida; Argasidae. The transcript is spliced from 10 exons. Gene Ontology annotation, cellular component: MICOS complex. The coding region runs from base 124 to 831 and encodes 235 amino acids.
AGGACUCAAUAACUAGUAAGGAGAGCUCUGCCUGCGCCUCUGCAUUGUCAUCGCUAGCACAUGCGAUACCGAAAGUUCGUAUUUUGAGGCGAGGAACUACGUUUGUGAGCACGCUGGAACAAGAUGUCAGAGCACGCAGCACAAGCAGCUUCUGAGGCUGAAAAAAAGCCUCAGUGCAAACCAUGCUGCAGAGGAAAGAGACUAAAGAAACCAAGCGAGCUUCCUUUGUACGAGAACCCACCUGACGAUAAAGAACUUGUGGAAGAGGGACCAGGUGCUGUUGAGAAUGGCGUUCGUACCGUACGACUUACUUUGACUCCUUACUACACGUAUGUCGAGGAGCAACUGAGAGAUGCGGUUGCAUCAGAUAGGCUGGGAAACAUGUACAACACAGCGGUCGAACACUCCAAAUCAAGCUACCACUACAUCACGGAAGAGAAGAACACGGUUGCCAGAGGAAUGGCCAUAACGGUCGGCGGGUUGGCCGGUCUCGUGCUUGGUGCGAGAGGAGGAAUUUUCCGCAAGCUCAUCUUCGCCACGACAGGAGCCGGAGCGGCAGCCGCCGCCUGCUACCCCAAAGAGGCCCGGGAAUUUUCCGAAAAUUAUUUGACGUUGGCUAAGGACCAAGUCACUGCAGGUGUUAAACAGGCCACGGGUUACGACCUGAAUGACUUGUUCUCCAAGGUGAAGCUGCCCAAGUUGCCAGAUUUUACUCCCAAAACAAUAGAUAAAGUUGGGGAGCAAGUGAGUGAGGUUCAGUACUACGGCUUUCGCCUGGGCAGCUCCAAAAGUGAACUCGAAUCACAGGACACGCAAAACCCUGCAAAGUGAAAUUGAUGCCUUAAACAAGCCAAUCAGCUGCAAGCAGCUGUGUGCACAAAUUCCACCAUAGGUAGGAGAAGUUGCAAAGGUUACAACUCUCCCAGCAGUGUAAUUAUGAAGCAUUAAAAUGUGGUAUACGCAA